This is a messenger RNA of Megalobrama amblycephala (Wuchang bream), 2762 nucleotides long. RefSeq names its product E3 ubiquitin-protein ligase TRIM47-like. Gene Ontology annotation, molecular function: zinc ion binding; protein binding. NCBI's taxonomy places the organism in Eukaryota, Metazoa, Chordata, Actinopteri, Cypriniformes, Xenocyprididae. The transcript has 7 exons. The record is from RefSeq and is a predicted model, not a curated record. The coding region runs from base 445 to 2100 and encodes 551 amino acids.
AGUUCUUCUGGAUUUAGUCUGUCUCAGUUUUUCUAUUUUCCCUGUAUUUUCAUGUAAUCUCAGAUGGACUUGAUGAUGGUGAGAUCAGAUCUCCAUGUGGAACAUACCGGCUGUUGUCAGAUCCCUCGUGCAUAGAAAAAUCUCACUAGAUUACAACAAUUAAUGGCAAAAAGAAUGUUUGUAAAUGUGAACUGAUAUAUCCUAUUGCCACAUUACAGCAAAAGAUGUGGUUGUGCUUUUAUACUGUUGGACAUAUUACGGAAACAGAAAGUGUCCGGGUUCACGCCUCUAAAUCUCCGAUCAACAGCGCUUGGAAACACCGCAAAUACAUUCGGAUCGAUCGACGGAUUUGUCCCUCAUUCAACUAGUCUAAAGAUUAAAAAGAGACCAACUAAACAAUCGUAGAAAUCAAAUCGCGAUAUUGUGGUGAUUUUCUUCAGUGAAAUGGCAGAAGCCAGUAUUUCAGUGGAUCAGGAUCAGUUCAGCUGUCCAGUAUGUCUGGAUCUCCUGAAAGAUCCAGUGACGAUUCCCUGUGGACACAGUUACUGUAUGAGCUGCAUCACUGACUGCUGGAAUCAGGAGGAUCAGAAGAGAAUCUACAGAUGUCCAUUAUGCAAACAGACCUUCACACCAAGACCAGUUUUAUGUAAGAAUGUGGUGAUUGCUGAGAUGGUGGAGAAACUGAAGAAGACGAGACUCCAAUCUGCUGCUCCUGCAGUUCCUCACACUGGAUCUGGAGAUGUUCAGUGUGAUUCCUGCACUGGAAGAAAACAGAAAGCAGUGAAGUCGUGUCUGGAGUGUCGAAGCUCUUACUGUCAAAAUCACCUUGAACAGCAUGAGAAUCUCUUCAGUAAAAGACACAAUCUGAUGGACGCUACUGGACGACUGCAGGACAUGAUCUGCCCUCAACAUGGUAAAAUGCUGGAAAUUUACUGCCGUACUGACCAGCGGUGUAUCUGUGUGCUGUGUUUGGUGGAUGAACACAAAGAUCAUGACACUGUAUCAACUGCAGCAGCGAGGAAAGAGAAACAGAGACAUUUUGAGGAGAAACAGAGAAACAUCGAGCAGAGAGAGAAAGAUCUUCAGCAGCUGAGAGAGGCUGUGGCGUCUCAUAAGCGCUCUGCACAGACCGCAGUGGAGGACAGUGAGAGGAUCUUCACUGAGCUCAUCCGCUCCAUUGAGAGACGUCGCUCUGAGGUGAUUCAGCUGAUCAGAGAUCAGGAACGAGCUGCAGUGAAUCGAGCUGAAGAACGACUGGAGCGACUGGAGCAGGAGAUCAAUGAUCUGAGGAGGAGAGACGCUGAGAUGAAGCAGCUUUCACAAACACAGGAUCAUGUUCAUUUCCUUCAGAGUUUGUCGUCUGUCUCUCUCUCUGGAUCUACAGACGGCUUCACUGUCAGUUCUCAUCUGUCCUUUGAUGAAGUAGUGAAAUCUGUCUCUCAGCUCAGAGACAAACUGCAGCAGUUCUGCAGCGAGGAGACAGAAAAGAUUUCUUCUACAGGUACAAUUCUAGCUGUCCAGGUCAUUCUGGCUCCUGAAUAUCAGACCAGAGAGGAGUUUCUACAGUAUUCCCAUCUGUUGACUCUGGAUCCAAACUCAGUGAAUAAUUGGCUCCAUCUGUCUGACGGAAACAAAACGAUCACUGUCGCCGACAAAAAACAACAGUAUCCUGAUCAUUCAGACAGAUUUGAUUAUUGGAUGGAGGCGUUGUGUAGAGAGAGUGUGACUGGACGCUGUUACUGGGAGGUGGAGUGGAGUGGAGAUAUAGGAGUGGGUAUAGCAGUGACAUAUAAGAGCAUCAGGAGGAAGGGAAAUAGUAAAGAGAAUUUACCUGGACGUAAUAAUCAGUCCUGGAGACUGAGUUGCACUCCUGACUAUUGCUAUUUCUGUCACAAUAACAUUGAGACUGAACUCCCUGUAGUGUCCAGCAGUUUAAUAGGAGUGUAUGUGGAUCACAGCGCAGGGAUUUUGUCCUUCUACAGCGUCUCAGACACAAUGAGCCUCAUCCACAGAGUCCAGACCACAUUCACUCAGCCGCUCUAUCCCAUGUUUAGAUUAAAUAUUCACUCGAUGGUGAAACUGUGUCCUCUGACUAAUUAAAUAUAGAGAUUUUGUUUACAAGUUCUUGUUCGUGAGCUUCUAGCUAAAAUUACAAUGUAUAUGUGCCCUAACUCUCAUUAACUCUAAGCCAAUAAAGAUUUAUGUUUUUGGGAGUGAUAACUGAUUUAUAAUUCUUGUUCAAAGGACAUAAAACAAAGCAUUGAAGUAUAACAUGGUUAUAAUUUGUUUUGCUAAUGAUGACAGGCAUACAUGACUGCGUAUGAUGUGUUUUUAUCAGAUUUCCAUCCAUUGUCUUUGAAUCCAAACACAGUGCAUCAACAUUUCCAUCUGUCCAAGGGCAACACCGUGAUCACUCACACCGGCACAAAUUACAGAUAUCCUGACCAUCAGGAGUCAGGACUGGUUUGAUCAUGCUCAGGCAUUGUGUUGGGAGAGUAUCAGUGGACGCUGUUACUGGGAGGUCGAGUACAGCGGCAGUGAGGGUGUCCAUAAAACAUUGGCAUAUAAGAGCAUCAAAAGGAAGGAAAUGAGAAAUUAUAGUAGAUUUGGAUAUAAUAAUCAGUCCUGGAGAUUGUACUGUUCUAACUCCAGAUGCUCAUUCAGACAGAUUAUCAUACGGACUGAACUCCCUGUAGUGCCCAGCUGUACUACAGAGUUUUAGCAAAUUAAUCAUUUAAUGUUUGUAAUGUAUGAGUAGAAAC